Enhydra lutris kenyoni (northern sea otter) is the source of this 1429-nucleotide messenger RNA. Its product is annotated as ankyrin repeat, SAM and basic leucine zipper domain containing 1. The record is from RefSeq and is a predicted model, not a curated record. Gene Ontology annotation, molecular function: protein binding. Gene Ontology annotation, biological process: piRNA processing. Gene Ontology annotation, cellular component: pi-body. Lineage: Eukaryota; Metazoa; Chordata; Mammalia; Carnivora; Mustelidae. The transcript is spliced from 13 exons. The coding region runs from base 2 to 1429 and encodes 475 amino acids.
CAUGGCGAUGGGUACGCUACGCGGGCUUGCAGUGGCCGGUGGAGGCGAGAGUAGCGAGAGCGAGGAUGACGGCUGGGAGAUUGGUUAUCUCGACCGGGCGGUUCAGAAAUUAAAAGGGCCAUUACUCCCUGAAGAAAAGAAUGAAACAUUUAAAAAAGCAUUGACCACAGGAGAUAUUUCAUUGGUCCAGGAGCUCCUAGAUUCUGGCAUUAGUGUAGAUUCCAGCUUUCGGUAUGGAUGGACUCCUCUUAUGUAUGCUGCUAGUGUUUCCAAUGUAGAGCUGGUUCGGGUCCUUUUGGACAGAGGUGCUAAUGCAAGCUUUGAUAAAGAUAAGCAGACUAUUUUGAUAACUGCAUGUUGUGCACGUGGCUCAGAGGAACAGAUCUUAAAGUGUGUAGAGCUACUGCUUUCAAGAAAUGCUGAUCCAAAUGUUGCUUGUAGAAGACUUAUGACUCCAAUCAUGUAUGCUGCCCGAGAUGGUCACCCUCAGGUUGUUGCUCUCCUUGUUGCUCAUGGAGCAGAAGUUAAUACCCAGGAUGAGAAUGGUUAUACUGCUUUAACAUGGGCAGCACGUCAGGGUCAUAAAAAUGUAGUUUUGAAGUUGCUUGAACUUGGAGCUAAUAAAAUGCUACAAACCAAAGAUGGAAAGACACCAAGUGAGAUUGCAAAAAGAAAUAAACAUCUAGAGAUCUUCAAUUUUCUUUCUUUAACUUUAAAUCCAUUGGAGGGAAAGCUUCAACAGCUAACUAAAGAAGAGACUAUCUGUAAACUAUUGACAACAGAUUCUGAUAAAGAAAACGAUCACUUAUUUAGUUCAUAUACAGCACUUGGAGAUCUGGAAAUAUUUUUACAUGGUCUUGGACUUGAACAUAUGACAGAUUUAUUAAAGGAAAGAGAUAUAACCUUAAGACACCUUUUGACCAUGAGGAAAGAUGAAUUUACAAAGAAUGGAAUUACCAGUAGAGAUCAGCAAAAAAUUCUGGCUGCUCUUAAAGAACUAGAGGUAGAAGAGAUAAAAUUUGGAGAAUUACCUGAAGUGGCAAAGUUGGAAAUCAGUGGUGAUGAGUUCCUCAACUUUCUUCUGAAAUUAAACAAACAGUGUGGCCAUUUAAUAACAGCUGUACAGAAUAUCAUAACUGAGUUGCCUGUAAAUUCUCACAAGAUAGUACUAGAAUGGGCUUCUCCCCGGAAUUUUACUUCAGUUUGUGAAGAACUGGUUAGUAAUGUUGAAGAUUUGAGUGAAGAGGUCUGCAAACUAAAAGAUUUAAUUCAGAAGUUGCAAAAUGAGCGAGAAAAUGAUCCAACUCACAUUCCAUUAAUGGAAAAAGUAUCAACAUGGAAUAGCAAAAUUUUGAAGAGGACGGCUAUUGCAGUAUGCGGAUUUGGGUUUCUUCUUUUUGUUUGCAAGCUAACCUUCCAGAGAAAAUAA